AUGGAACAACCUUCAUCAACAAAUCCUGCCUUUGAAGAGGCCAAAAAGGUCCUUGCUCCGUAUAUUAGAACUCGCCAGGAGGUAGCUCAUAUUAGGCGUGUACUGGCCCUCCAUCUCAAGUCCCAAGUGGAUGAUAAAGGACAUGGCAAGCUGCUUGCCCCUAUUUCGCUGGCCUGCGAACCAGCAAACAAACUCCCAACUACGUCCGGCGCUCAUGGGUUGCGGAAAGAAUAUUUGAGGGCACUAAAAGCAAACGUCAAAGCCCGCCAAGAAUUCGCCAGACUAACCACUGAAUCACAAAUCACCAAGAAGAAGGAAGUGGAAGAGAUAUCUCCUGGUCCCUAUUUAGCCCUGGAAAAGCAAAAGCAAAAUCUCGAGCGCUUGCACAUUCUUCAAAAAUACGUUGAUAGCUUAGCAAUCAAAACCCCUGCUUUUGCAUCGUUCCUCGAACAGCCUGCCGCUAGUAUUGAAGCGCUUCCACAGCUUCCAGCAGAAGCUAUCGAAUCAGCAGCCCGCAGUGGCUCGGAAUCUUCUUCAGUCAAUCUAGAUGACCUGAUCCAAGACUUAGAGAGAGAUGUCCUUCGCGCCAAAUUGCUUCUCAAAUCCGAGAAAGAUCUGCUUGCAAAUAUCCAGGCCGAGCAACAGAAGCAGCUGCGGCGAAAAAGCUCAUUAAAAGCUGUGGAGCCCGAUCAGACUUUAAAGGCGUUGGAGAAGACUAGAAAUGAGUUGAUUAGUUGGGUGGAAGAAGAAUUAGGCAAGGCUGGGGACUCAGACGCUCAGCCCGAGAACCCCUCCAAACCGCGCGAUUCAGAAGUGCCUAUCGAGCAAGCCGUCACUGAAGUCAGAGAAAAAUAUGAACGUUAUCUUAGGGAAAGAAAGGCACUUCUAGAAGCCCUCGCAAGGCCAACUAUCCCAGACAUCGCGCCAAAAACGGAAGACAAGGACAUUCCACAAGAGCCUCAGAACACCAGUGAAGUGGGUGAGAUGGCUGGAUUCAUCACCCCAUAUCUGUCCGAGCUACUCGCAAUCUCUCGCGGACAGAAAUCCCUCAGCCAGCAGCGCUCCCAUCUUACUACCACCCUAGCCAAGCAAAACAAGGAGACGAUCCAAGUCUUUGAUCGCCUAGCGGAAGAGAGCCACCUCCUGCCUAAAUACCAAUUACCUCAGAAACGCAGUCGCAAAGGCACCGGGACCUUUGCCGAGGAAGUUAACAUGGCUGUUAAAGAGAGCCCUGACGUUAGCCAUAGAGCUGAGGAAUGGACAUAUGCCGCCCAGGCGUCGAGUAUAGAUACAAUGGAAGCUGUGUGCGUGAACGUUGAUGAAGGGAAAACAGCUUUAGAGGAAGCGAAGAAAGCUCUGGAUAGGUUGGACCAGAUGCUGGGGUAUAGCGCCCGGAAGACUGGGAAGGGAGACAGCAGUGGUGGAGAUAUAUGGCUGCAGGAGGCGGAAAGUAGAGGGGCUAAGGACGAGAAUACGACUAUAUGGAGCAUCCUGGAUGGGCAACUUGGCGUCCUCUAA
This is a messenger RNA of Pseudogymnoascus destructans, 1518 nucleotides long. RefSeq lists its product as uncharacterized. Lineage: Eukaryota; Fungi; Ascomycota; Leotiomycetes; Thelebolales; Thelebolaceae. The transcript has a single exon. Bases 1 to 1518 code for a protein of 505 amino acids. The record is from RefSeq and is a predicted model, not a curated record.